Molecule: messenger RNA, 2181 nt
Organism: Oncorhynchus mykiss (rainbow trout)
Lineage: Eukaryota; Metazoa; Chordata; Actinopteri; Salmoniformes; Salmonidae
Product: transcription factor 7-like 1-A
Biological process (GO): generation of neurons; regulation of transcription by RNA polymerase II; canonical Wnt signaling pathway
Cellular component (GO): chromatin; beta-catenin-TCF complex
Molecular function (GO): RNA polymerase II cis-regulatory region sequence-specific DNA binding; DNA-binding transcription factor activity, RNA polymerase II-specific
Source: RefSeq, a predicted model, not a curated record
GCUGUUUCUUACACUUGAACAACCAAGUAGUUUCUAAGCGCAUUCCCCGUUAGCUAAUGUGGAGGGAAAGCGGGUUCUUUUUUUUUUACCUACCCGAAAAUAUAGAUUUGGCACCGGAUAUCACUUGACAGUUAAUAUAAGAACAUACGAAGGUCGGUUAUUAAAGGUAAACUUCCUCGAAGUAAAUAUAGUUUUGAUCGAAACUCUUGACUGAACGAGUGUCCUGUGAAGAAAGCAAUAGCUGUGGUUCGAUUUCCAUGCUUAUAAUAAGACUCAUCUUUUGCCUGUCGAAUUGAAACUCACAUAUGAUAUUAGGAAGUGAAAUGGGACGUCAUCCUUGAAUUUAAAUUGGUUCGUGCCCAGUUUGUUUGCCUGUGAGCGUCUCGGGAAGAAUAUCGAAGUUGCAUUCUUCAGCACCCAUACGGAGGGAGAGUGGGUUGCAACUAGCCCACUGGGUAGAGUGAAGAAGACACUUCUGGGAAGUUGCUUUAUCCGGCUAUUGACGCCGAAAUUAAAACAGUUGCAUUUGGUGGAUUAUAUUGGGGAGUUCAUCAUCAUGGAAAAGUUGGAGAUUAUUCAGUAUAUCAAAAUGGAGAUGUGAAAACGUUGCACUUUGUUUUCACACUGUCAGUUUUGGGUUUAUUCUAGUGCGUAAACCUUUGCAGAUAGUCGAUUUAUUUCGGUUUGUUGGAGCGAUCGUGCAUUCUUGUCAACUUUAUCAGGGAGAAACUUUUUCAUCAGCAAAAUGCCACAACUUAACGGAGGUGGUGGUGAUGAUUUGGGGGCGAAUGAUGAAAUGAUAUCAUUCAAAGAUGAAGGCGAGCAAGAGGAAAAAAUAUCCGAAAAUGUAUCAGCGGAGAGGGAUUUGGAUGAUCUGAAGUCUUCGUUAGUGAACGAAUCGGAAAACAACAGUAGCUCGUCAGACUCCGAGCAAGCAGAGCGGCGCCCUCAACCAAGACCGGACUUGGACAGUUACGAGAAAACCAGGGAUUACUUUAGUGAAGCCCUCAGAAGACAGCAAGAUGGUGGCUUUUUCAAGAGUCCCCAUUAUCCUGGGUACCCGUUUCUUAUGAUCCCAGAUCUUACCAACCCCUACCUAUCCAAUGGGGCCCUCUCCCCUAGCGCAAGAACGUACCUGCAGAUGAAAUGGCCUCUACUGGAUGUCCCUGGAGCUGCCGGACUCAAAGACCCCCGCUCCCCCACCCCAGGACACCUAUCCAACAAGGUCCCAGUGGUGCAGCAUGCUCACCACGUCCACCCGCUGACCCCCCUCAUCACCUACAGCAACGAACACUUCUCCCCCGGAACCCCUCCCUCACACCUCUCCCCGGAGAUCCUUGACCCAAAGACAGGCAUUCCUCGGACUCCCCACCCAUCAGAGCUCUCUCCAUACUACCCCCUGUCUCCAGGUGCAGUGGGACAGAUCCCUCAUCCUCUGGGCUGGCUGGUGCCACAGCAGGGCCAGCACAUGUACUCUAUCCCCCCAGGGGGGUUCCGUCACCCCUAUCCCGCCCUCGCAAUGAAUGCAUCCAUGUCCAGCUUGGUGUCUAGCCGUUUCUCCCCCCACAUGAUGCCCCACCACCCUCACGGCAUGCACCAGACUGGCAUCCCUCAUCCUGCUAUCGUAUCACCAGCCAUCAAGCAGGAGCCCAACAGUCAUGACCACAUGAGCCCCUCUAUGCAUUCCAGGAAGUCUCCUGGCCCAGCGAAGAAGGAGGAGGACAAGAAGCCCCACAUCAAGAAGCCUCUGAAUGCCUUCAUGCUGUACAUGAAGGAGAUGAGGGCCAAGGUGGUGGCUGAGUGCACUCUGAAGGAGAGCGCUGCCAUCAACCAGAUACUGGGUCGAAGGUGGCACUCACUUUCGAGAGAAGAGCAAGCGAAAUACUAUGAGCUGGCAAGGAAAGAGAGGCAACUCCACUCCCAACUCUACCCAGGCUGGUCAGCACGAGAUAACUAUGGAAAGCGGAAAAAGAGGAAGAGAGAUAAUAAGCCAGACUCAACACCAGAGGCAUAUGAGGUUCAGUGCUAAUAGUGACGUUGUGGCAGACUUCUCAAUCAGGAACAAGAAUCAGUGUGUGCAGUACCUACCCUCAGAGAAGAUGUGUGACAGCCCUGCCUCGUCUCACGGCAGCAUGCUGGAUUCUCCAGCCACACCCUCUGCAGCUCUGGCCUCCCCGGCUG